Molecule: messenger RNA, 2975 nt
Organism: Lepus europaeus (European hare)
Lineage: Eukaryota; Metazoa; Chordata; Mammalia; Lagomorpha; Leporidae
Gene: ZBTB2
Product: zinc finger and BTB domain containing 2
Exons: 3
Coding region: 364-1671 (435 amino acids)
Biological process (GO): regulation of transcription by RNA polymerase II
Cellular component (GO): nucleus
Molecular function (GO): protein binding; RNA polymerase II cis-regulatory region sequence-specific DNA binding; DNA-binding transcription factor activity, RNA polymerase II-specific
Source: RefSeq, a predicted model, not a curated record
CAAUCGGCGAUGUGUACUUCAAGGCACACAAAUCAGUUCUUGCUUCAUUCUCCAAUUACUUUAAGAUGUUGUUUGUCCAUCAGACCAGUCCCAGGUUUAAGCAGUAGUGGGUGUUCCUGCAGCAGAUGUGACACAUGCCGUUUGGGCUGCUGCCUGGUGGCCGGCCGUGCCCACCUCCGCGUGCAGAAUUCGAGCUCACUGAGGCACCCACGGGACGGAGACCAGGGGCUGCUUUUACACGUCACUUCCUGAGCCAGGCGCUGUGGCCUAGGCCUGACUGCUCACUCAGAUGUCUUCAGUGAGUGUGUCCGUUUGAAGCCCACAGACAUUCAGCCCGAUAUUUUCAGCUAUCUCCUGCACCUGAUGUACACCGGAAAGAUGGCACCCCAGCUUAUUGACCCUGUCCGCCUAGAGCAGGGAAUCAAGUUCCUGCACGCCUACCCGCUGAUCCAGGAAGCGAGCCUCGCCAGCCAAGGAGCCUUCUCGCACCCCGAUCAGGUUUUCCCGCUGGCUUCUUCCUUGUAUGGCAUCCAGAUUGCCGAUCACCAGCUGAGACAAGCCACUAAGAUGGCUGCGGCCCCUGAGAAACUUGGCCGAGACCCAAGGCCUCAGAACCCUAGGAUGAGCCAGGAGCCAGUGCCGGAGGCGUCCCAGCUCUCCCAGCUGACGUCCAACCUGGCCCCGGUGAAUCGGACAAACAUGACCCCUUCGGACCCGCUGCAGACCUCGCUAUCUCCAGAACUGGUUUCCACUCCCGUGCCUCCCCCUCCCCCCGGAGAGGAGACCAAUCUGGAAGCCUCCUCCUCUGACGAGCAGCCCGCGACCCUCACGAUUGCCCACGUCAAGCCGAGCAUCAUGAAGAGGAACGGAAGCUUCCCGAAGUACUACGCCUGCCACCUGUGCGGCCGGCGCUUCACCCUCCGGAGCAGCCUGCGAGAGCACCUCCAGAUUCACACCGGAGUACCUUUCCCGUCCAGCCAGCAGGGCGAGAGCCGCGUGCCCCUGUCUCUCUGUAGCAAUGCGGCCGACCUUGGCAAAGACGCCAUGGAAGUGCCUGAGGCUGGCAUGAUAAGUGACAGUGAGCUACAGCACAUCUCCGAUUCCCCGGUCAUUGACGGACAGCAGCAGUCGGAAACACCACCCCCCUCCGACAUCGCCGACAUUGACAACUUGGAGCAGGCCGACCAGGAGCGGGAGGUGAAGAGGCGGAAGUACGAGUGCACCAUCUGUGGACGCAAAUUCAUCCAGAAAAGCCACUGGCGGGAGCACAUGUACAUACACACCGGGAAGCCUUUCAAAUGUAGCACUUGCGACAAGAGUUUUUGCAGAGCCAACCAGGCUGCCCGCCACGUGUGCCUCAACCAGAGCAUCGACACCUACACCAUGGUGGACAAACAGACCCUGGAACUGUGCACGUUCGAGGAGGGCAGUCAGAUGGACAACAUGCUGGUGCAGACCAACAAGCCCUACAAAUGCAACCUGUGUGACAAAACGUUCUCAACUCCCAACGAGGUUGUUAAACACUCCUGCCAAAACCAGAACUCGGACGUGUUUGCCCUGGAUGAGGGGCGGUCCAUUCUCCUGGGCAGUGGAGACUCAGAGGUCACAGAACCUGACCACCCAGUGUUAGCUUCCAUCAAAAAGGAACAGGAAACUGUAUUGUUGGACUGAAUGUUACUUACCUUUUUAAAAAAAAAAAAAUACAGAAACUGUUGUUUUUACAAAGACUAUCUUCCUUCCCUUCCCCCCAGUUCAGAGCUGAAGUUCUCCAUGGCAUGAUACGAACAGGUCCCUGUUCCCCUCUCUUCCCCUUCUCCCCUGCCCCCGCCCCACCCCUGUGAAGGCUUUGUGCAUUAUAAACCUGGAAUAUAUUUACUUAAAUUCAGGGGAUUUUGAAAGGAUAAUGGUCCAUAGUACUUAUAAACUCAAAUAGAUUUGGAGACGUUUUAGAUUACUUGAAAGCAUACUUGGAACUAAUGAAGGGUAUAUAACAAACCAAAACAACCUGAAUGCAAUUUGGUAAACUAAAAUUAUGACUUUCCCUGGGUAAUAAGUCUUCCUUCUGAGAAAGUGUCAGAAAAUGCAGCGUUCUCCCUGAGGUAAAGCUGGGCUCUGUACUAUGCAAAAUCUAGAAGGUGUGGGGGAGGCUUCCACCCCCAAGAGAAUGCUCGUAGUGUUUACCCUCCAGGUGUCUUACUUCAGAAUGCUUCCUUUGAGAUUAUGUCCCGUUCAGAAAAAUCACUAGUUAAGAAAUCUACCUUUACAAAACACGAAAGAAAAAGUAAUAAUGUGAUGGCAAUCUUAAUUUGUGGAUAAAACAUGACAAGCUGUGAGUGUGUGUGUUUGUAAGAGGAAACGUGUGGGUACUUGCUAUAAACAGGUGAAUUAAUGCACAUGCCUUAUCUAACUGCUGGCUUCUUUCCAAGUUGAACAACAACAAAAUGCUGUAUUUUAGUUUUUGGCAAAUUUAUUGUUUCAAAAAUCAGAUUUGAAAGUACUGUUCUAUAGAUUGUCUCUCUGUAUACAAACCGAUAUGCCAUUUCCUAGCAGUUGCCAGUGGUAAAUUCAUUUUAGGACCAACCAUCUGUCUGUACUACAGGGAAAAUCAGAGUGUAUACUCUAGGGAAAAGGACAUAGGAAUGUGUGCCUCUCAUAGGGAAAGUGGCGAGCAGAUAUAGUAACUAUAUUGACUUUACCAGUCAACACUGAUAGUUUAGUGGCAGCAUUCAUGAAGCAUCAAAAAUGGCAAAGAGAAAUCAGGACCAAAAAAACAAAAACAAAAAAUCUAGUUGCUGUUUGGGGAAAAUAAAAAACUUGAUUUUGAAGUUUAUUCUCCAACUUUUUAAAUGUCUAAAAUUUUCUCCAUUGGCCUGAAAGCCGUGAAAUUUGUCCAUUGCUCUUCCCUUAGGCCAAUAAGAGAAUAGUCCCUCAAGACAAAGUAGGAGCCAGAAAUAAGGACCGAAGGGGAGAGGGAC